GUCGAAAAGUGUAUUUCAGCCAAAAUUGUAAUUUAAUAAUAAGAAAUUUCAGAGAUGGGAGAUCUAGACAUAUCUGUGAUAAAACUGACCCAGCAAACCUUAGGGAAAUAUUUGAAGAAACCACCCUUGACGGAGAAGUUGUUAACAAAGCCACCAUUUCGCUUUCUGCACGAUGUCUUUAAUGCUGUCAUUAAAGAAACAGGUUGUUUUGAGGGUUUAUACACAGCCGAGGAGCUAAAUUCUGAUAACAUCAAGGAUCGUGACGACAAGAUGAAGUUUUUGCAGAAGAUGAUUGAUGUUAUAAAAAUUACCUCGAAUAAAACUAUUACUGUACGCACCUCAAAAAUAGUGUCAGGUCAAGAACCGGAAAAGACCAAUGAGCUACUCCAACUAAUGGGGGAGGUGAUAGAAAAGAAAUUAGACUGGAAAAAUGCUGUCGAAGAAGUUUUAAACAACAAAGGGACGACGAAAACAAUAAAUACGACAAAGCCAAAGCCUAAUGUCAGACCUGUUGAAAAAAAGAGUAAAGAUAAAAUUCAAGAAAAGUUCAAAGAUAAAGAAAGUAAACCAAAGGAUUCCAAAACGAAGGAUGCCAGAAAACUUUCUAAAUCUACCACGCCUACGACCAAAACUGAAAAACUGGUCAAACGAACUCCAGAACCAGUACACAAAUCUACGGAAGUUCGCGAGAAAAAUAAGCACGGAAAAGUGAUGAAGGAAGUGUCUAAGGAUACAAAGGAGAAUGCUGGAAAAAAUACUGAGCAAUCCAAGCCUCCGAAACACAAAACUGAUACUAAAGCCAAAAGUUCGUCCCCGAUAAAAGAAAAAGAACCUGAAAAGGAAACUGAAAAUUUAACAAGCAAAGAACGUACGAUGGCCCAGAAUACCGAUUCUACAGGAUUUGGUCCGAUAGUGAUGGAGGGAGAAGAAUUAUCUCCUAAUCAAAUUAGUUCAAAUGAAAACCAGCGACGUAACAGCAAGGUUAUCGAACAAGAAGUAUUGAAAGCAUCCAAAAAUGUAUUGGAUAAUAAUUCAACAAUGAGUAUGAGUACAGGGGUAAUAGACGCAUUCCUCGAUGUUGGAAGCAGUAAUUUAAUGCUAGAUAUAAAUACAGAGACUAUGAUUGGAUCAAAUGGCGGAGGAAGUCGUAAGUCUUCGGCAAAAUCUAAAAGAACAUCUGCAAAUAGUCGGAGAUCGAGCGCCAAGAAAGCAUCACGUGACGAGCCCGAAGCUCAAAUACCAGAAACGAAAGACGAUAAGAAAAAUGAUAAUGAAAAUUCGGGAGCGAAUAUUUUUAAGACAUUACUAGAUGAAACUUUGCAAGCGAAUGCAUGGCAAAACCAGGAGGAAGAAGCUGUACAAAUUUCAGUCACGCAAUCGCAAACACCAAAAACGGUUCAAAAGAAAAGUCCUAUUCAAACGCCAACUGCGGUGCCAACCCCAGCUCAAUCCACGCCGGGCGAAGUGCGACGCGAGUCAACAUUUACACGUGAAAACUCUCGCGAUAGCAGUAUCAACAACACAACUAAUCGGCCACGGACUUCAUUGCGUCCACCGAGUGCUCGACCAGCCUCAGCACGUCCCGGUGCGCCACGCCGACGUGAUCGCAAUAUUGAGAUUGUAUUGCAGCCCAACGAUCAAGUGAAAUUAUCCGGUACCAACGUAAAAUUGGAAUCUUUUGGAGAUUUAGAUGAUGACGGUGAGAAUUUAGUUGUCAUUGAGGAUGCCAAUACGGUCAAUAUAGCAGAAUCCGCGAAAGAAAUGCCGCGUGUCGAUGACACCGACAUGGGAAGUAACAUGGAACAACAGGGGCAUCUAGUACAACAGAUACUCGAGACGCAAAAGGAAUUUAUGCAGCAGCAAAAUGUGAAUGGUUCUGUCGGACGCAAUGAAAAGGAUAUGGAAUUAUCCAACAAUUCAUCGGUACGACAAAGCUCGGCGCGCCAAAUGAAUAGUCUCCGCGACAUCAUACAAAAUUUGACCAAGUCGGUGAACCCAUUUGGCAAGUUAAUGGAUUUCAUACCAGAGGACAUCGAUGCCAUGCAAUUGGAACUAACCAUGUGGCGAGACACGUAUACACAAGUGGCCAAUGAGCUUAGACGCGAAAAAAGCCUCACUGAGUCAGCCACGGAGCCGAUGAAAGAACAGCUUGUGCAAAUCGAAGCGAACAUCAAGGAGUUUAUGGAAAUGAUCGAUGCGAGUCGCACGAAAAUAUUGCAAAAUUCUGAGAAAAUAUUAAAAAUGCUUGCACAACAAUAG
Molecule: messenger RNA, 2259 nt
Organism: Bactrocera latifrons
Lineage: Eukaryota; Metazoa; Arthropoda; Insecta; Diptera; Tephritidae
Gene: IFT54
Product: TRAF3-interacting protein 1
Exons: 5
Coding region: 55-2259 (734 amino acids)
Biological process (GO): cilium assembly; regulation of microtubule cytoskeleton organization; intraciliary transport
Cellular component (GO): ciliary basal body; axoneme; intraciliary transport particle B
Molecular function (GO): microtubule binding
Source: RefSeq, a predicted model, not a curated record